AUGGCUGUGUUUGUUGGACCAGUAGCGAACAAGUUCUUGUUCACCAAUGUGAACAACCUGCUCAAUGUUUGGUGGCCACCUUCAGUGAAGAAGCUGAUGAGGUUCAGUUUGCCUCAAGUAGUUGGUGACGAAGCUAUGAGAAUGAGGCAGAUACUGAUGACCUCCGCUGAUCGAGAUGCACGCAAGAACUACGUAGACAGGAUGGAUUUGGUGGCACAAAACCAUAUUAGGACACAUUGGGAAGGAAAACAGGAGCUGUCUUGUCGCAUAUUUGCAAGCAUUGAUGAGCCAGUACACAUUUCCCGGCUUGCAUACCACUUUGACAUCUUUCUCAAAAGAGUAAUUCAUUUUCCUACCAAUUUACCCGGCACAACGUGUUACCGUGCUCCGAAAGCUGCGAAUGCAAUCAAGGAAGAGAUUCGGUUGAUUGCUAGACAAAGAAGAGCAGCUCUUGACAAGAAAAUGGAGUCACACAAAAAGAUCUUCUAUUCAAGUGGAAAGUUCCUAUCUGAGUCCGAGAUUGUUGACAACUUGCUGUUGUUGCUCCUUGCUAGUCAUGACACUACUACAGCACUCAUAACAUGUGUGAUGAUGUAUCUUGGAGAAUUGCCGGAGUAUUUCUUACAAACAACAAUUGAUUGCCUGUGGUUAACAGAGCAGAGUGAUAUUACCAAGUCUAAAGAACCAGGAGAGUUGUUGAAAUUGGAGGACACUCAGAAAAUGAGAUACUCAUGGAGUGUGGUCUCCAAAGUUCUGAGGCUGAUACCGCCUAUUAUUGGUGCUUUCAGAGAGGCCGUAGUUGAUUUCACAUAUGCAGGUUAUAUAAUCCCGAAAGGAUGGAAGCUAUACUGGAGUCCUGACACAACAAUUAAAGAUCCAGCUUACUUCCCAAAUGCAGAAGACUUUGAUCCUUCCAGGUAUGGAGGAGCAGGACCUGUCCCGUAUACCUAUGUUCCAUUCGGAGGGGGACCAAGGAUGUGCCUGGGGUAUGAAUAUCUUAAACCAGUAAUCCUCGUGUUCCUGCAUAACAUCGCGAAGAGAUUCAAAUGGGAUUCACUGAUUCCUGAUGAGAAAGUUACAUAUAAUCCCUUGCCUUCACCAUCCCAAGGUCUUCCGAUUCGUCUUCAACUGCACUAA
Molecule: messenger RNA, 1137 nt
Organism: Dovyalis caffra
Lineage: Eukaryota; Viridiplantae; Streptophyta; Magnoliopsida; Malpighiales; Salicaceae
Source: the annotation of a GenBank genome assembly